Messenger RNA from Oncorhynchus gorbuscha (pink salmon), 864 nucleotides. Its product is annotated as FERM domain-containing protein 3-like. The coding region runs from base 1 to 843 and encodes 280 amino acids. Gene Ontology annotation, molecular function: cytoskeletal protein binding. The transcript has 9 exons. Gene Ontology annotation, cellular component: cytoskeleton. Lineage: Eukaryota; Metazoa; Chordata; Actinopteri; Salmoniformes; Salmonidae. The record is from RefSeq and is a predicted model, not a curated record.
AUGUGGCAACCUCUUCAGUACCUGCGAAGUGAGAUGAGGAUAUUGAUCUGUGAUAUCGCAGUGUUUCACCAGUGGGAGUCAUCAGUUUGUUGUGUUUUUUCCCCACAGAGAGAAACCAAGGGCCAGUUCCUGGUGGAUCAUGUGUGUAACCAUUACAGCCUCCUGGAGAAGGACUACUUUGGCAUCAGAUAUGUCGACCCAGAGAAGCAGAGGCACUGGCUGGAGCCCAAUAAACCCAUAGUGAAGCAGAUGAAGUCUCAGCAGCCCUACACAAUGUGCUUCCGGGUCAAAUUCUACCCUCACGAGCCAAUGAAGAUCAAAGAGGAGCUCACCAGGUAUCUACUCUAUCUGCAGCUGAAGAGGGACGUCUACCACGGGCGUCUCUUGUGCCCCUUCGCUGACGCAGCCUACCUGGGGGCCUGUAUUAUACAGGCUGAACUAGGGGACUAUGACCAAGACGAACACCCACCAGACUACAUCCAAGACUUCAAACUGUUCCCCAAGCAGUCGCUUAAACUGGAGAGGAAGAUCAUCGAUAUUCACAAGAACGAGCUGAGGGGGCAGUGUUCUGCUGUGGCCGAGCUUCAUCUCCUCCAGAGGGCACACAACCUGGAGACAUACGGAGUGGACCCUCACCCCUGCAAAGACUUCACAGGAUCCACAGCCUUCCUGGGAUUUACAGCCACUGGGUUUGUGGUGUUCCAGGGAAACAAGAGAAUCCACCUGCUCAAAUGGGCUGAUGUCAACAAACUGAAGUUUGAGGGGAAAACAUUCUAUGUCAUUGGAAUUCAGAAAGAGGUACGUCACAAAAUCUCUUUUGUGUUUGCAAACACCAAAAAAUAGAUUUUCUAAAUAUAUUUCCUA